Ruditapes philippinarum (Manila clam) is the source of this 2455-nucleotide messenger RNA. RefSeq names its product dual oxidase maturation factor 1-like. The coding region runs from base 199 to 1563 and encodes 454 amino acids. NCBI's taxonomy places the organism in Eukaryota, Metazoa, Mollusca, Bivalvia, Venerida, Veneridae. The transcript is spliced from 13 exons. Gene Ontology annotation, biological process: protein transport. The record is from RefSeq and is a predicted model, not a curated record. Gene Ontology annotation, cellular component: endoplasmic reticulum membrane.
GGACGACUAAACACUCUGUGUCACGAUUGAGGGAUUCAGGAAGUUGAAAAAUUUAUUAUAAACCAUGUAAACACUAUCUUAAACUGCGAUACAGCUGGGCUUGACUUCAAUUGUAUUACAAUUUAGUGAAACAGAAAGGAUAUAUUUGACUUAAAGUAAAAUAAAAGCUAGGUUACAUUUUUCAACCAGCUUGUAGAGAUGGCGUACCAGGCAUUCCGUGAAAACGGGGCUCCAACCUGGUAUGAUGCCAACCCGACUGCGUGGCAAGCGGAUAUUCUCGAAUCCGGGCUUAUAUUUGCAUUUGUUAUUUUGGCUGUUUCGUUUUUUGUCAUCUUACCAGGAAUUAGGGGGAAGGAGAAAAUAUUUACCUUCAUCCGAGUAACUCUAAGUUUAUAUAUAGGAGCUGUAAUUAUAUUAACUAACUGGACAUACACUUGGGAGACAGCACAAAUUCAUACGAGGACCAAGUAUAAGGCGGGAACAGGACAUGAAAUCGAGGCUGAGAUUGGUGUGCAUAUGGGCCUCAGAGGAAUAAACAUUACACUAAAAGGUACACCGGAAAAACAACUGAACGAGACAAUCAACUACAAUGAACAUUUUAGCUGGGAAUGGGAACAAGGUCGACUCGGAUUUGGUCCUUUCGCCGGGCGAUUUAACAGGGAAUAUCGCGAAGCUCAGUUCCGUGGUCUACCGUUACCAAUUCUUUGGAUAGCGGAAUAUUUCACAUUUGAUGGUGAAGGGAUACGAUGGGGUCGGCAUUACAGACAAGCUGGCUGGUAUUCUCAUAUUUUGAUGUGGCUAUGUUUCCCGCUAUGGGUGCUCACGAACAUUCUCUUCUUCGUUUUGUUGUCAUACGGCGCUAACUUUCUCAUGCUCACCGGCACGUGUAUGAUUGUUGCUAACAUCAUCUGGGCUACACUGAGAAAUCCCCUCGAACUUAAAAUACCAUGGGAAGAUGGGAUAAUGGAAUUCUCUUAUGGUGGAUCGUUUUAUAUAACUCUUAUAACAGGUAUUUUCUGUGUUGUUUCCGGAAUCGUUAUAAGAUUGCUUGACCUCAGAUUUCCCAACGCACUGACCACGUUCUUUGGUGUAGAUGUUCUUCAAGAUGCUAAUGAAGUACUUGAUGCAGCAGGUCCAUCUGACACUGAUGACGCAGCUACGUCUAAUAAGGGGAGAGAAAUGCACGAAAUGGACGGGGAGCCCAGCACCUCAAACGCUGGUAGACCAAAGCCAGGGGAACCAAUGAGACCACCGGCACAUGCACAAGCUCUUGAGACAUCAAUAGAGGAGGAGGAGGAAGGAGACGAUGAAGAAUUGUACAUGGCACCGGCCCCAUCACCACCGAUCCAGAACAAGUACGUGAAACGGAAGUCUCGUGGACUCACAAUCUUCCAGAAAUCUCGCCGUCGCCGGGCACCACCUCCCACACCGCAAGACGAACCUGACGAAAUGUACGUCAAUACCGGGAGAAAAUCCUACAGGGGAGACAAAAACUGUGAUUAUACCGCAGUUUCCAGUUUCAAUGGUGCCACUCCAGAUGACGUUUCUAUCCGGAUGAACUAAAUAAGUGUGAAAAUUCGACCAUUGCAUGAAAGAUAUGAAAUAUAGACAUGAAUGUGUUUAAAUGAUUAACAUUUACGUCAUUUAUUAAAGGGCAAUACUUUUGCAGCAAAAAUAUUUAUACCAAAAUUUAAGGGAGAUAAUUAUGAUGUUUUUAGUUUAAAAGAGGGACGAGUCGUGCAUUUAAUGCUAUGUAUUAUUACAGCUUAAGACACAAUGAUAUAUGAAUUAUUUGUACUGAAAACGAAGCAGACAAAGUGAUAAGGGUGAAAAUGAUUGGGAAAAAACGCGACAUUACCACACUUUUAUUGUACUUGAUAUUUAAAAACUAUUUUAAUUUAAUUUCAUGAAAAAUGUGUUUAUUUUGUUUUAAAUUCAGGUUGGAUUGUAAAAUAAAGUCAGUUUAUAGAUACAUUAGUUAUUUAGUAAUCAUGAUAUACAUAUAAAGCUUUCUAUAUUAAUGGUUUUAAUCAAAAUAAUUAAACAUUUAUUUUUAGAACAUGGUUUUAAAAAAAACUAGUUAGAUUAACAUUUUGAGAAGAAUACAACAGUUUAAUUACACAAUAUAUUUAUAUCAUGUUGAAAAUUUCAAUAAGACUAUAACAUAAGACACUUAAAUAUAUGCUAGAAAACCGGAAAGCCAUUGUUGCAUAUAUAUCAAUAUAUAAGCAUAUGUAUAUUUUAUAACACUAUAAAGUAUAUGUUUCUCCUACAUCUUACAUACUAGUAUAAAUACAUGUGUUAUCAAUAUAUGAAAAUUGUGAACAAAUUCAAUGUACAAGAGUAUAUUAAAAUGUUAUUAAAGUUGUAAAUUUUUCAUCUUCACAACUUGCUGUAUUAUAUAUUUAUAUUGGAUGUAAUAUGAAUAGACCAUAAAGAUAAAAAAUUAAAUACA